GCAGUCUUUUUAGCCUUACCAUCUAAUGAAGCAAAUACAGCUAAAGCUUUCUUCUCAUCAGCUAAAUCUGUCAGUGCUUGCCACACUUCUAACUCCUUUUUCCAAUGAAUAUCAUUGGACCCAUCUUUUAAUACAGGUGGAUUUUUGUAACUUGUUGAGGUCAUAAUAUAGAUCGUUCCAAUUCUGCUACCAUUGAUAUUUCUUAAAACCACUAACCUUUUGUCUUCUAUAAGACUUUCUAAUAUUCUUCUUCCUCAGUAAUCCUUUGUUCUGAUAGUCUAUAAUCUUUUUGAUGGAAUCCAACAGCUUCUUUUGCUUUCUAAUAUUCUUCCUUGCUCAAUAAUACUUUCAUCCAAUACUCACAUGCAAUCUUUCUUGUAUAACCCAACACCUUCUUAGCUAUAUUUACGGGGUCAGUGAUAUUGUCUUACUCUUUCUUUUAUAUGACAAUAAAUACAUGUUAACAGGUUAUUCUGUAAAAAUAGUCAAAUUGUGGCCUAUGAGGAUGUAAAAGCUUCUUAUGUUGUUAAUGUGUCAAAUAUUUCUGCUAAGUGUGAUAAAAUAAAUUGGAUUGGAUAGUAUAUACAAAUUUUAAAAUUGGAUGUCCCCACCUACCCCUAUAAUUAGGUUACUAUAAGACUGUUGGGAUUUUGUUGAGAUUUAUAAAUUAAAAUAGAAUAUUUUAUAUAUUACUUUGUCCUUAACAGGUAUAUAUAUAUACAUACAUACCUACAUACAUGGAAAAGAAUUUUGAAGUAUUGUUAUAUGUCGAAGAAUUUAAGGAAAACGAUCUUGUUCUUCUGAAGAAAUGGAAAAGGAAGAAAUUUGACAACAAAAAACUACUUUAUAUCACGUUAUCUGUAUCUGAUCAAUUCCUCUUUUUAUUCAAAUUGGAAAUUUUAAACAGCAGUAGAUUCCGCCAAGGAUUUUUGCACUGGAUACUCGUAGAUGGCAAGAAGACAAAGGACUCUCUCUGUAUUGUGCAAAGUAACGAAGAUCAACAAGACAACAUAGUUGUAAAGGUCUUAGCAAAUAAAGAAGCAAAACUUUCAUUCAGUAAAGAAUAUUUGUGGUGGCGUCUACUUCAUCCUCUUCUUGUUCAAAAAAUACAAUUAGAAUAUAUGAUGGCUUGCCUCUCUACUCUGGGUGGAGCACAUUCUUCUUUAGGAGAUGUGUCAAAGAAACAUGCUGAAAGAGCUGGCGAGAUUUCUGCACAGCAAUACAUAGUUGCUAUAAAGUUAAACGACUCUGUCACCAAAUCUCGAUGCAAGUUAUUUUUAGCGCAUAGCUUGAUGCAACGUGGUAGAUUGAAACUGGCUUCUAAUAUAAUACGAAGUGAGUACAAUACAGCAAAGGUCGCUAGGAGUGUUAGUACGCUGUUGAUAACAUGUUGUCUUGCUGCAUGGAGCAAACUGAAGUAUCUAUAUACGCUUAAAAAAGAGAAUAAAGCACGAAUCGCCGCAAGAUAAAAUAAAUCUGUGAAAAUCUAUGUUCAGCUAAUCUGGGAAAUUUCUCUAGAAUCUGCCGAGGUGUCGAGGAAUUAUGAAACUGGAAUUUUAAUAUUUCAUCAACGCGAGACAGAUUCGUGAUACAAGGCAGAUGAUCUCAGCGUAGCCAUCAGCUGUAAAGUAUUUGUAAUCCGCGAAGAUACCGUCGUUGAUAUUGUUGCUCUGAGUGCUAUAGCAUUUUGUGCAUGACUUUGUUUUCUAAUCCUUCCGAAUGUGAAAACUGUAAACAACGUGUUAGUUGUAAUGUGAUGAAAAAUUUUGUCCGUGUUUUACAACAAAUCGUAAGUCGGUGAAAUAUAAAAAGCAUCGAGAAA
Messenger RNA from Hydractinia symbiolongicarpus, 1822 nucleotides. RefSeq lists its product as uncharacterized. The record is from RefSeq and is a predicted model, not a curated record. Lineage: Eukaryota; Metazoa; Cnidaria; Hydrozoa; Anthoathecata; Hydractiniidae. Bases 738 to 1469 code for a protein of 243 amino acids. The transcript is spliced from 7 exons.